Dracunculus medinensis (Guinea worm) is the source of this 1341-nucleotide messenger RNA. The record is from the annotation of a GenBank genome assembly. NCBI's taxonomy places the organism in Eukaryota, Metazoa, Nematoda, Chromadorea, Rhabditida, Dracunculidae.
AUGGGCGCUUUACUUGCUGUUCCAGCUUUCGCUUCAUCUUUAGCGUGUUGUUUUGGAAGUGCAGCAUGUUCGCUAUGUUGUACUGCAUGUCCGACAACACGAAGCUCAUUGACGACACGUAUUAUGUAUGCUGGAAUGCUUCUCAUCGGCACAUUUGUCGCGUGUUUGAUGCUUGCACCUGGAAUACAAGCAAAACUGGCUGAAUCAAGUUGGUUCUGUCAAGGUUUAUCGGGUAUUGCGGGAAUAAAUUGUAAUCGCGCAACUGGUUUUCAAGCGGUUUACAGAUUAUGUGCUGCUAUGGCUACAUUUUUCUUCAUUUUUAUGGUCUUGAUGUUUGGUGUUAAAUCAUCGAGUGACACUCGUUCGAAAAUUCAAAACGGUUUUUGGUUUUUCAAGUAUAUAAUUUUGAUUGGUAUUGCUGUUGGAUUUUUUUAUAUUCGCUCGGAGCAUUUGUCAGAACCACUAUUAUGGAUUGGCUUGCUCGGUGGUUUCAUUUUUAUAUUACUGCAGUUAAUACUCAUCGUUGAUUUUUCGCACUCACUGGCCGAAAAUUGGAUUAGAAAAUAUGAAGAAAAUGAGAGUCGUGCUUGUUACUGUGGGCUUUUGACGUUUAUUGCUAUAUGCUAUGGAUUAAGCAUUACAGCUAUCAUUUUAAUGUUCAAAUUCUAUACAACUGGUGGCGCAUGUCAUUUACCGAAAUUUUUUAUAUCCUUCAAUGUUAUUCUUUGUUUCUUGGCAUCAAUAUUCUCUAUUCUUGGACGGAUCCAGGAGCAUAUGCCACGUUCUGGCCUACUUCAGUCAUCAUUUAUUACUCUCUAUACGAUGUAUAUUACAUGGUCGGCACUAAUCAAUAAUCCGGAUAAAAAAUGCAAUCCAUCACUCAUUAGUAUAUUCACAAAUCGAACCAGUCCUCAUGGCGAAGAUGUCUAUGGAACUCCAUUACCAGCCGAAUCGCUUGUGUCACUUUUGAUUUGGUUCAUAUGCAUUUUAUACGCUUCAUUUCGAACAUCAUCCAGCUUUAAUAAAAUCGCGGGUGGAAUAUCUCAUGGAGAAAUGGAAUCGUCGCUUAAUGAUAAUGCAGAAUCGCAAGGUCGAACUUGGGAUGAUGAAAGAGAAGCUGUUUCCUACAGUUAUUCAUUCUUUCACUUCGUCUUUGGCCUCGCAUCACUCUACGUGAUGAUGACACUCACCAGUUGGUACAAACCUGACAGUGAUUUACGACAUUUGAACAGUAAUAUGGCUGCUGUCUGGGUAAAAAUCGUUUCUUCGUGGCUUUGCUUAGCUUUAUACACAUGGACUCUGGCAGCACCAGCCUUAUUUCCUGAUCGGGAUUUUUCGUAA